AUGCAAAAAAAAACCCAAAAACACAACAAAGUCAAGCGCCAAAGAGAAAGUGAAAACCUCUGCCACGGACCGCGCGGGGGCCGCCCUGGACAGGCGCCCCUGGACGUGCAGAAAGGUCGCGCCGUCGGGAAGCACUCGGCCGCGGGGCUCGCUCAGGGCGGCCACUUCACGGAGGUCAAACGAGGCCCUGAACUCGAGGGGGGGGCAGCCGGGCAGUCAGGGACACUCAAAGGCAUGCGCGUGGACCCCGUGCACGAUGCCCGGCCGAGGCGCGCUGCUCCCCGGUCCCUCCGACCACAGCGGUGCCCGGCCCAGCCCCGGGCCGCCCCGCCCGGAGCCCCUCCUCGCAGGCCCGGGGCCGCCCGGCCCGCUUCCCGCGCCCCCGGCCAGGGCCCCGCGAGGGAGAAGCAGGAGCCGCCCCGCCGCCCGCCCCCGCCCCGGGCCUGUGGCCGCAACGAGUCUCCCGGCCUCCGGCCUCCCAAGGCCCGCGCAGGCCACGCGGGAACGUGUCCCUCCCGCGCCUGCGCGCGCUGCGGAAGGGCCGUGACGUGCGGCGCACCCAGCCGCGCCAGCGUCCCCACGCGCGCCGGCGUCCUCCCGCCCCGCCGCUCACCUCCGUCCUCGCGCUGCGCCACGCACGCCACACCACGCACGCACACCACGCCAUGCACGCCGCGCCACGCCACGCACGCCACGCUCACCACGCCGCACACGCCACGCCGCUGGGCCGAGUGUGCGUGCACGGUGGGAGCGCGGGAAAGCCUGAAGCCUUUCCCCCCCCUACCCCACAACCUGCCCCCACCCCGGGGUCCCCGCCAGAGUCUGAGCGCCGCGCACGCGCGUGUCCUUGCACCCCCGGGGCGGCCCGCAGGGGCGGCUCUCAGGCGUUGCCCGCCAUGGGGACGGCCCUGCCUGAGGGGCCCGGCGCUGCCACGCGGCCGGAAGCUGCUGUUGCUUCUGAGGGCCGCGCUCGGGGGAGACGCUCGUGGGAGGGCCGCGGAGGCCGGGGCGCGGCGGGAGCGGGAAGGGGAGCGCGAGCCCGGAGAAGCCCAGGGUGGAGACCGGCCGGGGGCUGGGACACGCCGGCCCGGGGCCCCCGCCUGCGGCCCCGGUGCUGCCCUCCCCGCACGGCCCCGAGGGCUCCGGACUCUCCUCCGCGCGUCCGCCCCGCGGACACGAGGCCCGCGAGAGCCCCGCAGGGCCCGGGCACCGGCGUCGCCCCUCAGCCCAGCCCCGGCGCCCCCGGCCCGCGCCGGGCUCUGCGCACGCGCCCCGGCACCCCGCCGCGCACGCACGUGCCAGGCAGACACAAGCACACACGUGGCGGGGCGCCCCGGGGUUCGGCGGCUCCCACGCCUGCGCACACGCCGGCCCGGCCGGGGGCUUCGGGUCCCCCGACGGCGCGGGCUCCGCCUGCAAGGCCGGGGAAGGGAGCCGCUGAGCGCGCCCAGCACGGGCGGGCGUCGGGGCUCGAACCCUCAGCAGACGCCGCGCGAGGCAGGCUCCGAGCAUGCGCGGCGCCCUGGCGGCGACGGGACGCGGAGCAUGCGCAGGCCGCCCCCCUCGCGUGCCCCGCGCCGCCACUACCCACAGUUCCAAGCCCGGGGCCGCCUCCGGAAGUGCUUGGGGCGGGUCUUCCCUUCUCGGCCUCUGAUUCGCUGCUCGUCGUUCCGUUUCCGCUGA
Talpa occidentalis (Iberian mole) is the source of this 1683-nucleotide messenger RNA. RefSeq lists its product as uncharacterized. The record is from RefSeq and is a predicted model, not a curated record. The coding region runs from base 1 to 1683 and encodes 560 amino acids. Lineage: Eukaryota; Metazoa; Chordata; Mammalia; Eulipotyphla; Talpidae. The transcript is spliced from 3 exons.